UGAACGAAUCUGCAAAAAUAAAAGCCCCUCCCGCCACGCUCGCCAUUUCGGAUGCGGAUCUGCGCCCUUCGGCAGCGCAGAGGCAAAGAAAGAAAGAAAAGCUGCCCCCCCCUCACCCUGUUUGCUACUUUUAAAAUAGCACGUUUCCGUUUUUAUUUUCAUAUUGGGGUUGAAAAUUAAAUAACUACAAGAAAGGAUCCAGUUGCAGAAUGGCCGCCCUGUCCGUCUCUUGCAGCGAAGUGUCAAACCCCGGAAAAGCCCUCUGGCCCUCUUGCCAGGAUGCUGCCCCCUGCCACGCUGCCAGCUGCUGCGCUGAUCCUGUGUGAUAUCGCCCUGCUCUCCUUGCUCGACUUGAAGCGCUCCGCCUUGUCCCCCCUGGGGGUCCCUGCGGCUUGGCUGGAGGGGGCUCUGCGCCUGCUGGUUCUCUGGGGGGCCCGCCGGCUCCUCUCCCUGGCUUGGCCCUCCCAGGUCCCCCUCGUAGCCCUGGCGACUGUGAGCUUGCUGCCCCCCACCUAUCUCGCCAUGGGGCACUGGUUCGGAGACCCUCCCCUCCUGCUCUCGUCGGCCCCUUGGCCCUGGCUUCUGCUGGGCUAUGGGGCGGCGGGCCUGGCCUACCUCAUCUGGGGGGUCCUGGGGCAGAGGGAGGAGGGGGCCAAAGGAGGAGAAGACAAGGCCACCCUCUGGAAAUUGGUGAAGCUCUUUCGCCCGGAUGCACCCUACCUCGCUGGGGCCUUUUUCUUCCUCACCACGGCUGUGAUUGGUGAAACGUUCAUCCCUUAUUACACGGGACGCCUGAUCGACAUCUUGGGCAGCAAAUACAACUCGGAGGCCUUUGCUGCCGCCAUCUUCCUCAUGUGUCUGGUGUCACUGGGAAGCUCUCUGUCUGCCGGCACCCGCGGAGGCCUCUUCACUUUUUCCAUCUCCCGGAUGGUCAUCCGGAUCCGCGCCAUGCUCUUCUCUUCCCUCGUGCGGCAGGAUCUGGCCUUUUUCCAGGAGGUGAAACCAGGGGAACUGACCUCCCGCCUCUCCCGAGACACCACCAUGAUGAGCCGUUGGGUGCCGCUCAACGCCAACGUCUUCCUGCGCAGCCUGAUCAAGGUUGCCGGGCUGUACGCAUUCAUGAUUGGCCUGUCGUGGCACCUGACACUGCUGACACUCAUCGAGGUGCCGGUCAUGCUGGCUGCCGAAAAGGUCUACGAUUCCCGUCGACAGGCUCUGCUGAAGGCAAUCCAGGACUCCAUUGCUCACUCCGGGGAGGUGGUGCGUGAAAUUGUCUCAUCCAUUGAGACGGUGCGCAGUUUUGCCACUGAGGAGGAGGAGUCUCGGCGCUACGAUGAGGCCUUGGAUGAGACCCACCGGCUCAAGGACCAGAGAGAUCUGGAGAGGGCCGUCUACUUGCUCAUCCGACGGCUGCUUCAUUUGGGCCUGAAGCUGAUCAUGCUUCACUGUGGGUACCAGCAGAUCCGCGCCGGCCUCAUGACCCAAGGGAACUUGUUUUCCUUCAUCCUCUACCAGAUGGACGUCGGGGUGUAUGUGCAGACCCUGAUGUACAUGUAUGGAGAUGCGCUCAGCAACGUGGGGGCUGCAGAAAAGGUGUUUGAGUAUCUUCGUCGGGAGCCAUCGGUUCGCACAGAGGGGACGCUGGCUCCGGAUUCCCUCCAAGGACAUGUCUCCUUCAGAAACGUUUCCUUCUCCUAUCCUUCCCGCCCUGAUAUUCAGGUCUUAAAGAACGUCUCCUUUGAGCUCCGCCCAGGGGAGGUGACGGCGCUGGUGGGCCUGAACGGCAGUGGGAAAAGCACCUGCGUGGUCCUCCUGGAGCGCUUCUACGAGCCCCAGUCCGGGGAGAUCCUGCUGGAUGGGGUCCCGAUCCGGGAGUACGAGCACAAGUACCUCCACAGAAAGGUGGCGCUAGUGGGUCAGCAGCCCGUCCUCUUCUCUGGGUCCAUUUGGGACAACAUCACCUACGGGGUGCAGGAUUGCAGCAAGGAGGAAGUGAUUGCUGUGGCAAGAGACGCCAACGCCUUCGCGUUCAUCAAGGAGCUGGAAGGAGGGUUUGCCACAAAUGUUGGGGAGAAGGGAGGCCAGCUCUCCAUCGGGCAGAAGCAACGCCUGGCCAUCGCCCGGGCCCUGAUCCGUGACCCAAAGGUCUUGGUGCUGGAUGAGGCCACAAGCGCCCUGGAUGUGGACAGCGAAGCUGCCAUCCAGCAGUCUGUGAUGAACGGGCAGGCCCAGGCGGUGCUGGUGAUUGCUCAUCGGCUGCAAACAGUGGAGAACGCACACAAGAUUGUGGUCUUGGAGGGUGGGGAGAUUGUUGAGGAGGGAACUCAUGUCGAUUUGAUGGGCCGGAGGGGCCCCUAUUACAGACUGGUGCGAAGGAGCCAGACAGGAGGGGGCAGUUAGGCAACUUUGGCUCUGGAUUUAAUGGUCUUAGAGGAUCCCCCCUCCCUUAGAUGGCAAUGUGUGUAUGACUUCACCGACUUCAAAAUGUGGUAAGCCGCAUUUGCAGGCUUUCCUGCUCAUUCUGCUGAGUGGGACCUGGAUCUCAGCCCCAAAGUCUGGCCCUAAUGGGGCCGCUGUAGUGGGGGAAGGGAACAUUGUUUGGCCAAAUAAUUGGCUGGCUUUUUCUGAAUGCAAACUGCAGACUUGGCAAGAAAGGGACAGAACCUGUAUUACGGAGGGAUAGAGUGACAAAGAGAUGGAGUGGACUGUACAGCAUCCAGAAGUCACUAUGUACUGGGUCAUUUGGGGAAAGGGAUAGUGGAUGCCUGUUUCUGAGAUCUGGAGGGGGUGGCGGGGAAGGUUUGAGUGGGAGAAGUCUUUAAAAAGCAGUCAAGAAAAAUAUAUUUCUAAAGUGUAGCUCAGGGGUCGCCAGCCCGUCGACUGUGGGCGCCGUGGCACCCACAAAGGCCUUCAAUGGUGCCCCCAUCAGGAAGCCCAGAAUUUAAGUUUUCAUUUUUUAAAAAUAAAUCUCUAGCCCUCCUAGAAAGGUUAUGGAAAAUGUACAGCUGCCUUUUAAAGCGAUGAGAAAUGAGCCAGCUUGGCUGCUCCUGCCUGGCAGUGUUUUAAGCCAAUGAGUGAAGUCAGAGUUCUGAUUGAUAAGUGAGUUGUUUGGACACCAGGCAAUAGGAAUCUCUGGGGUCUUAAAGAGCUGCUGUUUUGCCCUCCCUUUAGUGCACCUUUCCUGCUUUUUUUCUAGUCCUUGGAACAUCCAUAGUUUUCCUAGCAACGAGGCUGCAUCUGUCCUGUGUUGGGUUCGCCUGAGAUGAGGUAGCGCCUAGAGAUUAUUUUCUACAAAUACUACCACCCAGUAAGCAUGGGUGAAUGCUUAAAGUAUCCCCUCCUUCCAAAAGGCAAAUGUGAAAACUUUACAAAGAGGCUAAAGCCCCUCUAGUACAAAGGCAACCCCUGCUAUAGCCUUUUGAUGAAAAAACAAGAGUCCUGUGGCAUCUUAAAAACUGACCUGUCAGAAACAGACAUAAUUUGGAAAUUGUCCCGGGGGAGAACUUAAGUGGUGCCUUUUAAAGUCUGGCCCCAAACCUCCAUUUCAGAAGACUGCAAGCAGCCCCCUACCCCACCGAGUUCAAUAGCGUUUCCUCCCAGGUAAGCGGACGCAGGAGUUCCACUUCAGUCACUUCCCUUCUCUAUGCAAGGCUGGCACCUUUCCAAAUCCUGUCUCUUCUCUUAAGUGUGACCGAGUUCUCUUUAUUAAUGGCUACAAGUUGGCCUCCUGCUGUUGAUGAUCCAGGCGUGUGGCGAGGUGUCAGGACAACAGCAUUUUGUAAAGUGUGUGCCUGUGGCUAAGCUUUACUGUCUGCAAUAUGUGUCUGCUAUGGGAGGUUGCCCAAGGGUGGUUCCACAGGGCAGAGGCAGCUGGCCCACCCGGUGCAGCAUCCCGUUCCCACAGUGGCCACCAAGAUUCUCAGGGGAAGCCACAAGGCGGACCUGAGGGCAACAGGACUCUCUCAGGGCCUUGUAUUGAGCAUUCUGCUCCCGGUGCUGGAGCCAUUGCGGUUCCUAAUCUUCCCUGAACUCAUCUAAUAUUGAUUUAAAGCCAUCUAUGUUAGUGGCCAUCGCUGCAUCUUGUGAGAGAGAAUUCUGUGUGAAGAAGUAAUAUUUGAGCUAAAUCUACCUAUCACAAGGCAUUUACAGCUCUGCAUUUUCAGACAAUGAAAUUUACCUUCUUAGAGUUGAGUGCCUCUGCACCUGUGGCAGCCCAUGGGUCGGACCUCAUACACUCUACGUUAUGUUGUAGAUUGUAUUUAACACCCAGGCAAAAAUAUUUAGUGAAACUUGUAGUGGUGGUUGGUUCCUAUGCUCAGUGCUAUGGAUAAGAUCACGCAUUUGCUGAGUUUGGACAGGCCUCUGAUGUUUAAUACGGCUAAAUUCACAGUGAAGUCUGCUCAGCUAAAAGGCUAGACAAGUAUAGGUGGCCAGUCUUGGUAUUUAAGGCUUUCUUUCUUGUGUAUGUCGCUUGUUGUAUGUCUUUGUGUUACUUAAUGUUUAUUUGUGCUUUUAUCUGGCUACAACCUGUAUUUGGUUGCCUUAAUAAAUUUGUGAUUUGAACCCUGUGUGAAGAAGCACUUUCUUUUAUCCAUCCCGAAUUUUCCAACAUUCAGUUUCAUUGGAGUACAAUUAAUAUAGUGUUAUAGUCCCCAUAAAAAAAAUCCAGCAAUCUUAAAAAUUUGAAUUGCUGUUCUUGCUGAACAGGAGAAACCAAUAAAUAACCCUUCCCUUCCCCAGGCUUAUUCAGGAAUUCAAUAGCCAUGCUAACGCACAGCAAGCAAAUAAUUAAGGUUGGAAGGCUACAAUUUUCUAUAUUUUUCUAUUUUUUGGCCAUUACGAGCUAUCUACUAGCAUGUAUAUCAGUAUGAAAAUGAGUGAUGUAGAGACAAGCAGUGUUAGUAACACAGUCAGGUUUCAUUCUGGGCCUUUAUUCUUGUUUCCUCUUUCUGGUCCUUCGUGUUCUCUUUCUUUCUGGGAACCUAGCCAAUGCUGGCCGGACCUCCUCCUUAGCAGCAUACAGGCUCAGCCACCAGGUCUGACUGCAAAAGGGACUAAGCAGGUGCGCUGGUGACUGUGGGCUAGUUGACCACGAGUCCUCCAGGCCUGCCUAGGAACCACUCAGCAAAGCUUGCAUAGUAAAACCUCCAGCAAAUGCCAUCAGGAAAAUUACAGCAGCUAAUAGAGCCAGCAUAGGAUCACAGAUAAAGAUUGCUUAGACAAGAAGGGCUAUAUAAGGCAGUUGGGCCACAACAUUUUGACCAAUGCUGGCCAUACCUGGGUUAGGAGAACAGAAGACUCCUGCUGUAGAUCUACACACAACAAGGGUGAGGGAACUCCAUUACUGAUUGUGUUAACUGGAAUGUGAUGUAUUAUGGUCUUUGGUAUACAUCCCCUGUGUUGAUCUGGAACUCCGAUUCCUUGGCUGUGGCCACACAUAGCAUUAUAUGUAUGUUUUAUAAGUUAAUAAACAGAACAUUGUAAGAUC
Molecule: messenger RNA, 5488 nt
Organism: Rhineura floridana
Lineage: Eukaryota; Metazoa; Chordata; Lepidosauria; Squamata; Rhineuridae
Gene: TAP2
Product: transporter 2, ATP binding cassette subfamily B member
Exons: 12
Coding region: 280-2400 (706 amino acids)
Biological process (GO): antigen processing and presentation of endogenous peptide antigen via MHC class I; transmembrane transport
Cellular component (GO): endoplasmic reticulum membrane; TAP complex
Molecular function (GO): ATP hydrolysis activity; MHC protein binding; ABC-type oligopeptide transporter activity
Source: RefSeq, a predicted model, not a curated record